AACUACAAAGCAAAUAAUACAAAUUAAGAAAGCACACAAAAAUCUUGGCAAACGAAGAAAGAACACCGAGGAAAAAUAAGUCAAUUUGCGAUCACGGAACGCAGCUGCUUCUACAUCUGAAGCCACAUGACUCAUAAUGCAUGACUGCAUAAGCUUUAACGUGCACGAGGUGCUUCUUCCUGCAUUCAUUCUCUGUUCCGUAACAAAGUUGCUUUACUGUUCCAGUUUUCUGCACAAAAUUGGACAACUUUCCUGAACUAGAUUAGCGCUGAGGACCACUACUUUCCUGGACUAGAAGUUUGUAAUCCAUAAGAGGCUCCCUUCUUCAUUGGCAACCCUAGCUUUCGUCCUCAUUCGGCUGCUUCUUUCGUUGUGUCUGUCAUCUUCUCUCCUGCUGAGAAAGGCUCUUCAGAUUCUUAGGAGUUUCUUUUGUAAAAUAUGGAUCAGACGAUGAAACAGUUACAGAAAAAAUUAACAGAACUGGAAGUGGAAGCUGAACAUCUUCUUUUAGCCCGGCAUCAACUGGUUGAGAAUGAUAAAUUGAGAAAUUGGAACAGAGAAGCACUUACUGCAUUAAGGAAAAAGGCUCGGACAACAAAGACUAGUGUUCCAUCUCCUUUUGAAUCAAUAAUGAAGGGAGCUGCAGGGACCAACUCAAGAAGGCCUUUGGUGCAAGAGGUGUGUACCAUCUGCGGCAACCACGACUCUUCUGAACAUACAUGGGUGAUGGUUCCAGGAACUGAUCUGUUUGCCAGAAUUCCAUUUCAUGCUGUUCAUACUAUAUUGGAAACAGAUCAAGCACAACUUGACUUUGAGGCGAAGAGACUACAAAGCAUCGUGAAAGAGAAAUCUUACCUUAUUUCACAGACAGGUGUUCUUGCUGACAAGGUAAGUUCAGGAGUGCUCAAAUCACUUGUAGCCUUGAGUGACAGAGCUAAGUAACUUGCUGGAAGAAACUUUCUUGAGUAUUUUGUUCUAAUUGUGUAUGCAAUGAAUUUUGGAUGUUGAUCACUUGUAGCCCAUGUUUAUGCUAUGGCUGCUAUAUUUAAUCCUAGAAUCAUGCAUAUUGAUCAAUUCUGUA
This is a messenger RNA of Lotus japonicus, 1081 nucleotides long. RefSeq lists its product as uncharacterized. The transcript has 2 exons. The coding region runs from base 439 to 942 and encodes 167 amino acids. The record is from RefSeq and is a predicted model, not a curated record. NCBI's taxonomy places the organism in Eukaryota, Viridiplantae, Streptophyta, Magnoliopsida, Fabales, Fabaceae.